UUGUUUGGGAGAAUACAUGAUGUAUCAUGAACAAGAAAAAGUUGAUUUGGGAGACUGACAUACGAAGGGUCACGAUCUCCUAUCCCCAACUAGAAUUUUGAUUUCUUCAUGUAUAUAUAUAACGAACUCAUAUAUUGAGCUAUCAAGAUUUUAGCGAAGAUAGGAACAUAACAUGUUGACUCAUCGAUGGUCCAUGAAUGUGAAAAGAGCAAGACUUAUGACUCUCACACGAGGGAGGCCCACGUCCACAUGAGGGGCUCCAAACUCAACUUGAGGGAGCUGUACCUGUAUAUUUUGAGUAUCUUUACCAAUGUGAAAAAAGUGAUUUGGGAGAAUGACAAGAAAUGAUUGAGAUCUGCUACUUUCCACUAGAAUUUUAAGUCCUCCAUCCAUUUGCUUUUGUUAACAAAAUUUGGGAGAACAAUAAAGAAGGAGCGAGAUCUCCUGUUUUCCCCGGCAAUUUUAGGGAAAAAAGAGGAAAGAACAAUAAAUCUCGAGUCAUUUGGAUGAAUGUUUAAAGAAUAAUUCUACUCCUACAAAGUUGGUGUAUAAAAGUGGAGUGUCAAAGUGUGUUGGCAAAAUUUGGACCCUUGAUUUCAAAUAAUUUAAAAAUUUGCUUUUAAAAUGAUUGAUGUAGAUUUGAUUUUUUAACUUAACUUUAUCAACCCUUUAUUAUUGUAGCAUAGCUCAUGUUUAAAAGGUGAUAUAGAAGAGAAACAUGAAUGACGCUGGACAUACUAGCACCACAAAUAAAGUCCUUACCCUGUGUAAUAUCCAAGUGUCAACUCAACUGGGGUCGGUUUUUUCGCUUUACCGUCUUCUCUCUUUAUCCUGUGCUAACAAGAGAAUAGAUGGCCAAAAUGCUGAUAAUAUUCUUCCUCCUGCUUAUACUUUUUCUCUCGAGCACAGUUUUUUCUCAGUUGGAUGAGUUCAUUUUCCAUGGUUUUCAAGGAGCAGGCAACAACAUGAGCCUGAAUACUGUCUCUGAGAUUGAGCACAAUGGGAUUCUCAAGCUAACGAACGAUACUUGGAGACUCAUUGGCCAUGCCUUCUAUCAAGCCCCAAUUAAUUUCAAGAACUCAACUACUGGGAAAGUUUUUUCCUUUUCAACGGCUUUUGUAUUUGCUAUGGUCCCUGAGUAUGAAAAAUUGGGUGGCCAUGGCUUAGCCUUCACGAUCGCCAAGUCGAAAGAGCUCAAAGGAGCUCUUCCAAGUCAGUAUCUGGGUCUUCUCAAUGCAACUGAGGUUGGUAAUUUCUCUAACCAUGUAUUUGCAGUCGAAUUCGACACUGUUCAAAACAUGGAAUUUGGUGAUAUUAAUGAUAACCAUGUUGGGAUUGACAUCAAUAGUUUGGCCUCAAAUGCAUCUGUGCCUGCCAAGUAUUUUGUUGAAGGAAAUUCAACAGAGCAAGAGCUCCGUCUCAAAAGUGGGAAGAGAAUUCAGGCCUGGAUUGAAUAUGAUUCGACUAAACAACAACUGGAUGUGACUCUUUCACUUUCUUCAUCAAAACCGAGACUUUCAGUUCUUUCAUUUGCUGUGGAUCUUACACCAAUUCUCAUGGACUACAUGUAUGUGGGCUUUUCUGCUUCGACCGGUCUACUUGCCAGUUCUCACUAUAUUUUCGGAUGGAGUUUCAAGAUGAAUGGGCAAGCUCAGUCCCUGGAUCUAUCUUCAUUGCCUUCUCUUCCUGGACCCAAAAAGAGUCAAAUGCCCUUAAUUCUAGGUACUACUUUAGCAUCUGCUGUUCUUAUGGUACUUGCAACUGCGAUAGCCUUGUACGUAAUUAAGAAAAUCAAGAAUAUGGAUGUGACUGAGGCUUGGGAGCUUGAUAUUGGCCCACAUAAAUUUUCCUACAAAGAGCUCGAGAAAGCGACAAGUGGUUUUAGAGACAAGGAACUACUUGGGUUCGGUGGAUUUGGCCGAGUUUACAAAGGAACUUUGCCUAAUUCCAAUACCCAAGUUGCUGUGAAGAGAAUAUAUAGCGAUUCCAAGCAGGGUUUACGUGAAUUUGUUUCAGAGAUUGAAAGCAUAGGACGGCUUAGGCAUAGAAAUUUGGUUCAAUUACUGGGAUGGUGCCGCAGAAGAGGGGAUCUGUUGCUUGUUUAUGACUAUAUGCCUAAUGGAAGCUUAGAUAAGUUCUUAUUCGAUGAAAGGAAAAUGAUUUUAACUUGGCAACAGAGGUUAAAGAUCAUCAAAGGUGUGGCUUCUGCACUGCUAUAUUUACAUGAAGAAUGGGAACAAAUUGUGAUUCAUAGGGAUAUAAAAGCAGGAAAUGUGAUGUUAGACUCGGAAUUAAAUGGUAGGCUCGGAGACUUUGGAGUUGCAAAGCUAUAUGAGCGUGGUGCAAAUCCAAGCACAACAAUUGUGGUGGGCACGUUGGGAUAUUUAGCCCCCGAACUAACUAAAACUGGUAAGCCAACAACAAGAACAGAUGUGUUUGCCUUUGGUGCACUGUUGCUGGAAGUUGUUUGUGGGAGGAGGCCAAUCGAGGCAAAAGCAUUGCCAGAGGAAUUGAUUUUGGUGGAUUGGGUGUGGGAUAAGUGGAAACAAGGGGCAAUACUUGAGGUGGUGGAUCCAAGACUAAGAGGAGAUUAUGACGAGUCAGAGGUUAUAGCGGUGAUAAAGCUGGGAUUGAUUUGUUCAGACGAUGACCCCGAUAAAAGGCCUACGAUGAGUCAGGUGGUUAGGUACUUGUAUGGAGAAGUGGCAUUUCCCCAAGUGUUGGUUGCUUCUGAUGAAUAUAAUGGUGACAGAUUGGAGGAUUUUGUGCAUUCAUAUCCAUCAUCAUCAUCAUACUUUGAGAGGGUAAGUGCAGGGUCCUCGGUUGAUCGUGAAGCUGCUUCAUUUAGAGUGGAUGGCAGUUAGAUCUCAAAUCCUGCAGGACAGCAUGCAGGCGAGGUGCCACAAUGACUUCAAUGCUUACUUAAGUCAGCAACUGUAGAAUAUGCACUUGUAGUUUUAGGGCUUCAGCAUUCUUGGUUCAACCUCAGGUCUCUCUGUGUGAGCUUUCCACUCUUCCAGUUUCUACAUUUAGCACAGCAACUUUAUUUCAGAUGAUGUAUGUACAUAAAUCCUUUUGCAAUUUCACCAUAGAUAGGUGGUAUUGACUGUAACUAAUUACUGCCUAUGACAGUUUGUGUGAUAUUUGUCGCCUGUAAGAACAAACAGUGGAAACAUGAAUGAUGCAUAGACCAGAUUCUAUUUUUUAA
Olea europaea var. sylvestris is the source of this 3208-nucleotide messenger RNA. Its product is annotated as L-type lectin-domain containing receptor kinase S.4-like. Lineage: Eukaryota; Viridiplantae; Streptophyta; Magnoliopsida; Lamiales; Oleaceae. The transcript has a single exon. The record is from RefSeq and is a predicted model, not a curated record. Gene Ontology annotation, cellular component: plasma membrane. Gene Ontology annotation, biological process: protein phosphorylation. The coding region runs from base 852 to 2864 and encodes 670 amino acids. Gene Ontology annotation, molecular function: protein kinase activity; ATP binding; carbohydrate binding.